CACAGCCGCACUCCAAUGCAGCGCAGGCCCUGCCUCCCACCCAAACCACGUACAGUGGAAAGAAAAGUGGAGCAGGAUCCAGUGGAGGUGUUCUGCUGCAUCCGCCCUGCAGAAAUACCAGGGCAGGAGGAGUGUAUUGCAGAGGUGGAUAGUCGCACAGUGAAGCUUACACCACCAAACUCCUCCUUUGCAUAUCGCAAUGGCAGUGCCAAGGAACAGUUGUACAAAUUUGAGAGAGUUUUCGGUCCUAGUUCUUCCCAGAAGGAACUUUUCUCACAGGUUGCCAUGCCUCCUGUGUCAGACCUUGUCAAUGGAAGAAAUGGCCUCCUCUUUGCUUAUGGUGUUACUGGCUCAGGAAAGACUUACACCAUGCAGGGCACACCACAGGAUGGGGGCAUCAUCUGCCGCACACUGGAUGUACUGUUCAACUCAAUUCAGGACUACCAGGCAAGCCGCUUUACCUUCCGCCCUGAUGGAAUGAAUGGCUUUGACACUCAAAGUGAGGUGGAGGCACAGAAUGACCGGCGGAAGGCAGCAGCCACACCACGGCUGCGACCCAUGGCAGGUGGAAGAACCACUAGGGGGAGGAAGGAUCCCCCAGGCUCCCAAGACAGCUCUCAGCGUAUUCCUGAUACUUCUUGCAUUAAUAGUGUGGAUGAAGAUAAUGUGUAUUCCGUAUUCAUCUUCUACAUUGAAAUAUACAACAACUACCUGUAUGACUUAUUAGAAGAGCUACCCGAGACUGGGCCCUCUAGGGGCCUACAGACAAAGAUCAUCCGUGAAGAUGCACAACACAACAUGUAUGUCCAUGCAUGCACUGAAGUGGAGGUGAAGAGUCCUGAGGAUGGCCUGGAGGUGCUGUACCGUGGCCUCAAGCGGAGGAAGAUUGCCUCAACACGUCUCAACUGAGAGUCAUCACGCUCACACUCCAUCUUCACUAUCAGGCUGUUACAGGCACCCCUUGAUGCACAGGGAGAGGAUGUGGUGACAGACAAGAGUGCCAUUGUAGUAUCACAACUAUCCCUGGUGGAUUUGGCUGGUUCAGAGCGGAAUUUGCGUACCAAGGCAGCUGGUGAUAGAAUCAAGGAGGCAGGUAAUAUCAACAACUCACUGAUGAACCUGCGCAUCUGUAUUGAGAUCUUGCGUGAGAAUCAGGAGACAGGUGGCAACAAGAAGAUACCUUACCGAGACUCAAAGCUUACCCACUACUUCAAAAACUUCUUUGAUGGAGAUGGCAAAGUGCGCAUGGUCGUGUGUGUCAAUCCCAGAUCUGAUGACUAUGAUGAGACACUGACAGUGAUGAAGUUUGCUGAGCUUGCAUCAGAGGUACAAAUCCAAAGGUCACAGCCAGCACGGCGUGACCUUGGGUUGCCACCAGGCCGACGCCGUGCCAACCAGCUGUUUAAGGAGGUGCGCAAGAAGCUGGAGGAUGAGGUGGAGGGUGCCGGUGUGGCUCUGGAAGUUGACCUUGCUCCAAUCUACUCGCUGGCCCCUGAUUGGCCUGUGCUUACCUCCUCUACCCCUGGAGGAUUGGAGGAGGUGAUCAGUCGCCUCAAGGCUCACCUCAGGAAGAGAUUGCAGAGCAGGGAACGCCUGGAAAAGAAUUUCUGGGGGACUGUGGCAGCAAUGAGGUCAGGCAUUGCAGAAAUGGAAAAAGAAAACCUAGUCAUGAAAAAGGAGUUGACCAGCAUGCGGGCACUCUACUCAGAUGCGAUGGGACGAGUACGCAGCCUCGAGAAUCUCCUUCACAAUGCAGAAUCUGCCAAUGAGUCACUCCAGAGGAAGCUAGAGGACCAAGCAUUCUUGAGGGAUGAGUGUGAAGCAGUGAAAGAGGAGAGGGACAUGGCCAAGGUACAAAGCCAGAUUGAAAAACAGAGAAUGAAAACAAAACUGAGGACAAAGUUGGAACAGGAAAAAAUGAAACUGAAAUCCACCCUUAACACUGAACUCCAUCAUCAAAAGUCCAAGAUCUACCAGAGUCAAGUGAAGGCCCUUAAGCAGGCCCUCUUUAGUAACAAGCAGACUGUUCCCACCGCCCCUCUUCAGCCUUCCACCACUUCCUCCUCUGACACUGAUCUUACUGCCAUUCCUGACAAGACCCCCAUCAAGGCCUCCACUUCUGACCCAAAACUCAAUAUGACCCCAGCAUCUCACAGGACACCAGCAGUUGUGAACUUGUGACACAGGCGUUCUCGGUCACAAGGAUCUGAUGUAUGGAUUGACCAUCAGCCCACUCAGGGUGAAGUCUUACCUACAGCUGGUGUUGGAGCACAAGUAGUUCUCAGAGAUGUUGAAAUUCUACACCAGCGUGAUCCUCUUCACCAUCAGUCCACCCCAAACUGCAAGCGU
This is a messenger RNA of Scylla paramamosain (green mud crab), 2349 nucleotides long. RefSeq names its product kinesin-like protein KIF23. The transcript has 15 exons. Gene Ontology annotation, biological process: mitotic spindle midzone assembly; microtubule-based movement. The record is from RefSeq and is a predicted model, not a curated record. Gene Ontology annotation, molecular function: ATP hydrolysis activity; ATP binding; microtubule motor activity. Gene Ontology annotation, cellular component: nucleus; kinesin complex; microtubule. NCBI's taxonomy places the organism in Eukaryota, Metazoa, Arthropoda, Malacostraca, Decapoda, Portunidae.